UGUCACGCGCGGUUGUCAGUUACGGCGUAAAACGAAACCUGAAUAACCACAACAACAACAACAGCGGCGGCAGCAAACACAACAAGGAAGAAAUCCUGGCACUAACGGCACGCCGACUACGCGUCUGUGUGUGUGUGUGCGUGUUUGGUGUUUUUUUUUCCGGCAGCGCCUUGUAAACAAAAAUAACUUUGCUUGUUGUGACUGCAUGUGAGACUCUGUGUGUAUGUGUGUGUGUGUACUUGGUGGUGGUUUACAACCCCCAACAACAACAACAACGAGAACAACAACAGCAAGGAGAACCAACUACAAAGCUCGAGUGGCAAGGGCAAAUCCAGCAAAAGUUUUCGGGGUUGCAGACAGUUGGCAAACAAGCUGCGAAUUCCUGUUUAAAUACCCAUAAAUAUUCAACAAAAAUAAAUAUAUAAAUACCUACUUGCAUAUACACACACACAGCAUAACCGUAAAAAAGUAAAGGAUAUAUUUUGUCCGUUUAUCAUCAAAUAUUGAGCAUCAUCCGCAUAAAUAUGAGCGAUGCAGGCGGCGCACCCAAUAGCAGUCAUGGUGGCUAUCAGAAGCUGCCGCCCGGUUGGGACUGUAAAUAUGAUCAGACAACGGGCAACUGCUAUUACAUAAACUAUCUGACCAAGGCCAUGCAGCUGGAGGAUCCGCGCAACGGCCGCAACUACAAACAGUUGCACAACGAACGCUGCUCCACAGAGUCCAUUGCGCUGCAGCCCUUGACGCAAAGCUCGCACCACGGUUCGCCAUUCCACGUCGUCUAUCCCAGCAACAAUUUGACGGCCGUGCGCGCUUUCCAGGAGCGUGAGCAACGUCAGCAGCCCGCAUUGCACAAUCUAUCCACCAGCCCACUGCUCUCCGCAUCCUCGCGAGGACAACUGGAAAUGUCGUCGCCACUGCCUUUCCAGCGUGCUCGUUUGGCCUCCAACAUGUCGCGUCGGUCGACCAUCCAGGAGACCUCGUUUAGUCAUCAGCAGCAAAUCGAUACGCACGCCGUCGUUACCAAGAUACAAAACAUGUUUCCCACUGCCGACGAGAAUCACAUUCGCCUGCUCCUCAAACGCUACUACAAUCGCGAGGCCGUCGUCAUCAGCGCCUUGCAGGUGGAGAAGCAUCCGGUGACGAUGCCGGGUCCAUUUGUUACUCCACCGGCUCAGCGUCAUCUGUUCCACAGCAAUUCUGCUUUCUAUAUGACACCACCGGCGCGUCGCCUGGACAUGGGCGCUAGCCGGGUGACAGUCACCCAAUCCCAAUCCCGCACGGCCAGCCCUCUGCCCGGCGGCCGCCUCGGUAGUCUCAUGAGCAUGCAUAGUGGCCCCUCUGCACAUGGACAUGGAGCCGGAACUGGGGCGGCUGUCACCGCCACCGCCACCGCACUGCACGGCUCGCCGCAGUGGCGCAGCUCGCCGAAGCCGCACUCGUCGCCUAAAAUGAAAUUGAGAUAUAUGAAGAACAUAUUCCCCAAAGCAGAUGAAAUGCUGCUGCUGGACACCUUGGCCAAUGCGGACAACAACGUGCAGUUUGCCUCCGAGAAACUGAUCUCAUUGGGCUACACAAAGCGCGAGAUGCAGCUGCCACACAGACCCAACAAUCGGCCACCCCAACUGGGGCAGGAUCAGGAGCAAGCCAAUGAUCAGGCAGUGCAACACAUUCCACUUCGUCCCAAGGAGUACACAGCAGCUGAGAAGACAGACAUGGAAGCUUUGCUCAAGGAAAAGUAUCCACAGAUAGCGGAGCGCAUUAUUCUCAUGGCUCUGGAGUCGGUGAACUAUGCCGAGGAUCGUGCAACGCAGAUACUGCAGAUUGUGCAGGACGAGGAUGAGCAGCGCUCCAAGAAGCAUGCCACGCCCAAGAGUCUGCCACAGGAGUGCAGCAACAUGUUGCAAGUGGAGCAGGUGGACGGUGGCAACAUCACAGCACACAGCAAGCCACACAAGGUGCAUCGGCAUUUGCCAUCCAUCAACCUCAUCACGCCCACAACGGCCACCACACAGAUCCUGCUCAGCAAUUCGCCGAUGCAGGAGGAGCAGGCGGAUCAGCAGGCGAAGCCACAACCAGCGUCGGCGGCGUCAUCGAGUGCAUCAUCAAGCCAUUCAUAUGUGUCACCACAAGCACCACAGUCACCCAUCAUCAGCUAUGAGCCACUGACCACCAAGCGCAUUCUGGCCAAAUCCAACAACAACACUAAGAACAACAACUUUAGCAUCAGUGGCUACUUGCAUGGCUCUACUACUACUACUCGCACCUAUUCCUCCUAUAAUGCAUCAAUGACGUCAUCAUCGCUGGCAUCCGCUUCCGCUUCGGCCUCGGCCUCGGCCAGCUCCAUAACGAAGGCCAUCGAAUGUCGUUCGCGCGCCAAAACCGGUUCACUGAAACAUCGUGCGCCGCAUGCUGCUCACCUGGAGAAUGCUCAAAAUGCCGAAUCCACUGAAUUUCAAUCGCUCAUUGAACGCAUGGCCAGCUUGGGACCCAAUUCACAGCUCACCAAAGGCGCCAACGAGAAUCUGCUGCUUGCUGACUAUGUCACCUGGAAUGGACCGAAUACACCGCUGACACAAAAGCACUCGGCACAAGGAGCUGAUGCCAAUCUGCUGCUGGUUGCGAGUGAACGUAGCUACAAGGCAACCGGACGCAACGAACAGCUGUGCAAGGGCGCCAAGCAGGAGUUGGCCAAGGGAAGCAUCUAUGCGCCCGGCAAGAGCGCCAACAUUAAAUGCAACUAGAACAAGGAUUCCAACUCCAACUUUAGUGUGCCAAAUAAAACCUUGAAUAUUUCAAGCAGCUGCCAUGAACACAAAAAACACCCUCCAAGCAACCCAGACUUGAACUUUUACAUGUCUCCAGGUGUUCCCAUUAC
Drosophila albomicans is the source of this 2875-nucleotide messenger RNA. RefSeq names its product serine/threonine-protein kinase pakG. Gene Ontology annotation, molecular function: ubiquitin binding; kinase binding; molecular adaptor activity. Bases 525 to 2741 code for a protein of 738 amino acids. Gene Ontology annotation, biological process: regulation of DNA-templated transcription; regulation of hippo signaling; cell migration. The transcript has 10 exons. Gene Ontology annotation, cellular component: cytoplasm. Lineage: Eukaryota; Metazoa; Arthropoda; Insecta; Diptera; Drosophilidae. The record is from RefSeq and is a predicted model, not a curated record.